AUGAAUCGACAAAACGAAUCAGCUUUAAAUUCAAAGCUUUCACAGUAUCUAAAAGAAAAUCAUAUAGGAGAAGUAUGCCUCUACACAGCAAUUUCAUGGUUACAAGAAAAUGUUGAUAAAUUUGCAGUGAUGUCAGAAGAAAGCAAUUUAUUAGAAGCAAAGUAUUGUCAAGAAGCUAAGGAUGAAUUUGCGAGGCUUUGGAUUUAUUCUCACCACAUAUAUAAUAAAAAGAAAAGGGAAGAAAUUGUCAAAAAAGCAAGGGAACUGAAGUUAACAGGAUUUCUUUUGGCGGGUAAACCUGGAAUUGUUUGUAUUGAGGGACAUCACAGUGAUUGUAAAGAGUGGUGGAAAGAUAUUAAGUCAAUGACUUGGAAGAAAAUAAUGAUUCGAAGGACUGAAAUAUUUGAGCCUAGUGAGGAAAAGUCUUUCAAAAAAUUUUCAAGCUUUGAAGAACUCUGUCUUGUGAAUCCUGUACAUAAUAAGCAUUCCAAUAUGAGUGAACUGUCAAAGUUAAUGACUGAACUUGGCUUAAAUCAAAUAUUUAAUGAUUUAUUUGGACUGAACGAUGACUAA
Messenger RNA from Spodoptera littoralis (African cotton leafworm), 573 nucleotides. The record is from the annotation of a GenBank genome assembly. Lineage: Eukaryota; Metazoa; Arthropoda; Insecta; Lepidoptera; Noctuidae.